UGAAGAAAACAACUCGCAUGUCCCAUUGAAAAACAGCUGAGGACCCGAAAGGAACGAGCGGAUGAAGAGAGAGUGGGGUUGCGCGAGGAGUGGAACAGCAGACAAAAGAAGCUGCGGCUGCGUUGAGGGUGGCGUCCUGGGAGCACGAUAGCUCGCUGUCCACUUCAUUUCUUGAGUAUUUUCAUCAGUAAAACGCAUCGAGGGCGGGAGAGCUCUGAAGGCCGUUGUGAUAUUUCGAGGUGCGUCGUAUUGAGGGACUCGAUACAGGACUGGGCGCAUCUUAUAUUGCGCGAUAAAGCAGAACAAAGGGAGUCUUGGACGAGGAAUAAGCGAGCCGAGCGUGGCGCCGCUGAAACAGGGCCAAAUGUUCUUCUGAGAGCCGCAAUAGGCGCAAACUCUUCUGAAACAACAUUUACACAACAACGGAGGAGACCCGAACGGCAAGAAACGCGUAAUUCACAAUGUUUCCCCAGAAUCGACCCCCGGCACCUCUGCAACCUCCCCCUGGGUCAUCAGCUUCGGCCGCAGCAGCAGCCGCGGCCGCUGCGGCAUCAGGGUCAAACCAACCUCUAAAACUCACCUACCCCGAGACCCUGGACCGUAUAAAGGAGGAGUUCCAGUUCCUACAGACCCAGUAUCAUAGUCUGAAGUUGGAGUGUGAAAAGCUGGCCACGGAGAAGACCGAAAUACAGAGACAUUAUGUCAUGUACUACGAAAUGUCCUACGGCCUCAACAUAGAAAUGCACAAACAGACGGAGAUCGCCAAACGGUUGAACGUGAUUUGCGCCCAGCUCAUUCCAUUCCUGUCACAGGAGCACCAGCAGCAGGUGGUCCAGGCCAUGGAGCGCGCCAAACAGGUGACUAUGGGGGAGUUGAAUGCGUCGAUAGGGGUACGUGGACUCCCCCCUCUGCCUCCCACACAACAGCUGCAAGCCCAUCAUCUUUCCCAGCAUGCAGCUCAAGGCCUACCCAUGGCCCCUCACCCAUCCGGUCUGUCUCACCCAGGUCUGGCUCUGGGGGGCGGCUCUGGGCUUCUGGCCCUUUCCGGGGCACUUGGGGCCCAGCUGGCCGCCAAAGACGAGAGAGCCCACCUUGAGGCCGUGGCGGCGGCCGCCGCAGCUGAACAUCACAGAGACUGGCAACGGGGACGUUUUCCCGCCCUUCCCAUGUUCCCCUCAGACCGUGAACCUGGACCAAGUUCGCUCUCUAAUGGAGACAAAGGCAGGCCAUCAGACUACCUCAGCAAUGGAAAAAAGAGGAAAGCAGAUGAAAAGGAGUUUAUGACAGACUAUGGCAGCGACGCAGAGAAAAGCGACGAUAAUUUGGUUGUUGACGAGGAUCCUUCUUCUCCACGGAGCGUGCACUCUUAUUCCUCCAGAGAGAACGGAUUAGAUAAACUCCCCCCUUCCCGUAAGGAGCCUCUGCCUCAGGCCAGCCCGACCUCGCUGGCUUCCUCCAGCAGCGCCGCCUCCCCCUCACGCAGCAAGGAGCCUCCACCGAGAGAGAAGUCCAGCACGCCGGGGAUGAAGCCCGGCACGCCCAUGUCGCAGGAGUCAUCCACUCCAGGCCCCAGCGUACCGCCUCAGUUUCGCCCCGUUCCUGGGAAAGCAGGGGUCGACCCCCUUGCAUUAGGUCUGAGGAAUCCGUUAGCGGUGCAAGGUGCAUACCCCCCUGGUGCUUUCGGCCUGCCUCCCCCGGGUGUUAACGGGGAGUUGGCGGGAGCCGCCGGAUACAGCGCGGGUCUCCACCUCGUCUCUCCUCAGAUGAACGGCUCUGUUGCAGCUGCCGCCGCUGCUGCUGCGGCCGCAGCUGGAUACGGACGCUCGCCUGUGGUGGGCUAUGAGUCUCCUCACCCUCAUAUGAGAGUACCGGGGUUACCCGCUAGCCUCCAGUCUGCAGCCUCCGGAAAACCCGCUUACUCGUUCCACGUGAGUGCAGAUGGUCAGAUGCAGCCCGUGCCCUUCCCUCCCGAUGCCCUCCUCGGACCGGGUAUCCCACGGCACGCCCGUCAGAUCCACACCCUCAGUCACGGAGAGGUGGUGUGUGCGGUCACCAUUAGCACGUCCACACGUCACGUCUACACCGGCGGCAAAGGCUGCGUCAAAGUGUGGGACAUCAGCCAACCGGGCAGCAAGAGCCCCAUGGCCCAACUCGACUGUUUGAAUAGAGACAACUAUAUUCGCUCAUGUAAGCUCCUCCCCGAUGGGCGGACCUUGAUAGUUGGUGGCGAAGCCAGCACGCUGUCAAUCUGGGACUUGGCCACGCCCACUCCACGCAUCAAAGCCGAAUUAACAUCCUCUGCUCCGGCAUGCUACGCUCUGGCCAUCAGCCCAGACAACAAGGUCUGUUUCUCCUGCUGUAGUGACGGAAACAUCGUGGUGUGGGACCUGCACAACCAAACGCUUGUCAGGCAAUUCCAGGGUCACACAGAUGGAGCCAGUUGUAUCGACAUCUCCAACGAUGGCACCAAACUGUGGACGGGAGGUCUGGACAACACAGUGCGCUGCUGGGACCUGAGAGAGGGACGGCAGCUCCAGCAGCAUGACUUCACCUCACAGAUCUUCUCUCUGGGUUACUGUCCUACGGGAGAGUGGCUUGCGGUGGGGAUGGAGAGCAGCAAUGUUGAAGUGCUUCACGUCUCCAAACCAGACAAAUACCAGCUGCACCUUCAUGAGAGCUGCGUUCUCUCGCUCAAGUUUGCCUACUGCGGUAAAUGGUUUGUAAGCACAGGCAAAGAUAAUCUACUGAAUGCAUGGCGAACCCCGUAUGGAUCAAGCAUAUUCCAGUCUAAGGAAUCGUCCUCCGUUCUCAGCUGUGACAUUUCUCCUGAUGAUCAGUUCAUUGUCACUGGCUCUGGAGAUAAGAAGGCUACUGUGUAUGAAGUCAUCUACUAAACUGAAUGUGUUUGUCGUUCAUAAAGAAAAACUGAUUGGAAGGAGGAGACCAGGUUCCUCAUUAUUUUGCCUCUGAUGGACACUGACGUAAAUAUGGACUUUGGGACGACCGUACUCUUCAUUCGAAUGCCGCUAGAAAUGACCCCGGGGUCUGACCUUGUUUUUUUAAUGCUGUGAGAAAGCUGGUAGUCUAGCUUCGAAGACAUGGAAUUUCUCCAAAGACCUGCUCUUUAUCUUCUUGUUCUUUCUUUUUUAAAAACAAGAUAAAACCUCUGUAGUGAAUAUAAUAGUAAAAGAAAUCUUAUUUUUUUAGCCUUUGGAAUUUUCACAAAAAUGGACGAUUUAUGGAGCCGCGGCGUGUGAGUGAGUUAUGACGGGACCUAAAGGAACGGCCUAAGAUGACUAUUGCUCAUGUUUCUAAACGCUCUCUUCAUCUUGACUGUGUUAUGAUUGUAUGAAUGAUGUAUCAGAUGAUGGGCUUUAUGAUGUUGAACAACAAGGAUUUUAGUGUUUCAUUGACUUCAGGGAAAUGGCUGUAACGACGCUCAGUUAAUCACAUGAAUACUGUAUGUUGGAGCAUGUUGAAAUUUAUUUGACUGUUCGGUCGCAAACUUGUAAAUAAAGCU
Triplophysa rosa is the source of this 3520-nucleotide messenger RNA. It is a transcript of the gene tle2a, whose product is annotated as TLE family member 2, transcriptional corepressor a. Gene Ontology annotation, molecular function: transcription corepressor activity; protein binding. Gene Ontology annotation, cellular component: transcription regulator complex; nucleus. The transcript is spliced from 20 exons. NCBI's taxonomy places the organism in Eukaryota, Metazoa, Chordata, Actinopteri, Cypriniformes, Nemacheilidae. Bases 462 to 2894 code for a protein of 810 amino acids. The record is from RefSeq and is a predicted model, not a curated record. Gene Ontology annotation, biological process: regulation of DNA-templated transcription; negative regulation of canonical Wnt signaling pathway.